Fonticula alba is the source of this 315-nucleotide messenger RNA. RefSeq lists its product as hypothetical. The coding region runs from base 1 to 315 and encodes 104 amino acids. The transcript has a single exon. The record is from RefSeq and is a predicted model, not a curated record. NCBI's taxonomy places the organism in Eukaryota, Rotosphaerida, Fonticulaceae.
AUGCGUGGCAAUCCGGUGCGUCGGCGACUCUUGGGCCGCAAUGGGACGCGCGUGGCGGACUCUCAGGACGUGGCGGCCGGAGAUCGCAAAUGGCAUGUCCCCCUCAGCCGACAAGGGCGCAGGGCUGGCCAUGUUGGUGCCGGCAAUUUCGCCUGCCCCCGAAAUGCCGCGCGUCUCUUCGGUCCGGCUGCUCGUGACGCGUCUGGCAGCUCGGCAUGUGGCAAGAAUGAGCCCCGGCAGCCGACAGGGCCUGGCGUGUACAGCCACUACAUGAGUGGUCAGGGGGCCUGCGACGAGCCCGACCCGGAUGAGUAA